AUGCCGAGUACCGCUCUUGCUCACAAUACUAGGGAUGCUCACGGAGUCUCUAAAAGGUCCAACAACAAUGCCCCGAAACGGAAGCGUGCGCCGACUCCCGAGGAAUGGGAGCGUAUCCGGCCGCUGUUCGAGCAAUAUCUACUGGAAGAAGAGAAGCCAUUGACAAGAGUGCGUGAGAUAUUGUCAAAGUAUCAUAAUUUCGAAGCCGAGCUGCACUCGUUCAAGUUAAGACGCAAACAAUGGAAGCUUGGGGACAACUUCAAUGAUGGGGAGCUCGAGGCGGCGGCGAAAGAGGCCAAGAGACUGUCGGAUCUGGGACAAGAGCCUCCACAAGAGAUGGCAAUCGAUGGCCGGAUCAUUCCUUGGGAUCGAGUCAGACGCAAAUUCAGGAGAGACCAGAAGGGAGCCUGGCGCAAAUAUGACUGCGCCUUCCUGCGGCAACCGCUCCGACCUUCCAAAAGCUCAAUCAGACCGGUUUCGUUGAGGAGUGGACAACUUGAAGAUGACGUCGAGUGUAUUUUGUUCCGAAUCAGCACUUAUUUUCCUGUGUGUCUUGUUGCCGAGACUAGGGUUCCUGCAGGGGAACCACUGCCUGUCAGAGCCCCAUCGUCCUGUGUUGACGAAAUGAGCCACGUGUUGGACGAGGGAGUGGCGUUGCUCGAUUACAAUCGACCUGAAGUUGGAUGGCCCAUGAUCAACAAGGCAUGUAGCCAAGUCGAAGAUGCCUUGGGUAAAGAGGAGGUUGACCUGCUACCAACGUUGAUCAAAAUCCUGUGCGGGACACGAUUGCGCGGCCACAAAGAUCUGUACAACCACGUCGUCGGGUUCUACUACUCAAUGUCUAAGAAGACCUUAGGAAUCAAGCAUCCAGUGACAGCUAUCUUGGAUACGUGGAGGAAGGCGGAAAAGCCGUGGACUGCGGCUGAGCUGAUGUACCGUGUGAUUCUGAACAUCGUCGACAAGAAGAAGCCUACCAACCUCGAGCCCAGCGUGGUGUACUUUCUCGAGAGGUACUAUAUCACGGAGGUUACGAGCAGGGGAGAUGUUUCGGUCGCGCGGGGUCUGGCCGAAGCCAGAUGGCGUGAACGGCAUGAGAUGUUGGGAGCCACCCACCCAUUCACUGUGGCCAUGCUGCACCAGCGUCUGGAGAUCUACCUGAAGCAAGACCUCGUUGACGCGGCAGAGGAAAUUUCGCGUGCGAUCUUGGACCUAGGCGACCGUGACUACGAGGCAAAAGGGAGGAGCCACCACUAUGUAUAUGCUAUGCACAUCGGCCGCGAGUACUACAACCGGGGAAGAUACGCCGAGGCCGAAGCUUGUUUCAGUCGUGCCGCGCUGUGGGUGCCAACGAUUGUCUCCAGGACUCGCAGCUACUAUAUUCGCAUCGAAAAGGAGGUUGAAGGGUUGCGAAAGUUGAAAGAAAUGGGUCUAUUCGAGCCUCUUCCGGUAGGCUGGAAUCGAGAUGACGAAGACGGGAACGAAUGUGAAGACGAAGACGCACAAGGGAGACUGGGAGAUGAGGAAGAAUACCAAGAUGAGGAAGAAUACCAGGAUGAGGAUGGAGGUGGACAGGUAGAUGAGGAUGGAGAUGGACAGGUAGAUGGGAUGGAGAUGGACAAGUAG
Capronia epimyces CBS 606.96 is the source of this 1623-nucleotide messenger RNA. RefSeq lists its product as uncharacterized. Gene Ontology annotation, molecular function: protein binding. The coding region runs from base 1 to 1623 and encodes 540 amino acids. Lineage: Eukaryota; Fungi; Ascomycota; Eurotiomycetes; Chaetothyriales; Herpotrichiellaceae. The transcript has 2 exons. The record is from RefSeq and is a predicted model, not a curated record.